Molecule: messenger RNA, 872 nt
Organism: Malus domestica (apple)
Lineage: Eukaryota; Viridiplantae; Streptophyta; Magnoliopsida; Rosales; Rosaceae
Source: RefSeq, a predicted model, not a curated record
CAUUGGGCCUAAAAAAUGAAGGAUUUUCGACCCAAAACGGCGUGCCGUUUCUCUGGAAAUUUGCCUCCUUAUCCCAGACCAAAACCCACUCAGUGGAAAGGGCGAGACUCUCCGGUCUCCGCACCUCAGCGGAAAAGCCAUGUCCCUCCUUCCCUCCACCUCCAAGCUUUGCUGAAAUUGAAGCACAAAGAAGUGCAGGGGACGUCAAGAACAAGUGCGAGGGCAUAUGGAGGCUGUCCAAGCUCGGCGUCUCCGUCGACAAGGACCCCGGAAAGGACUUUUUCGGCGUCUCCGAUGGCUUGCUCGAACAGAUUGCCAGAGUGCUCGAAUUUCCCGGUUCCUUCGAUGCUGCCGACGGAGGCCUUCACGGUGGUUCUGAAAUCUUUUGAUGCAAGGAAGCAAGUAAUGUGCUGAAAGAACCGAAAUUCGUAUACAUUGUGGAAAUGGAUGUCGACAAACUUCUGAGUCUGGACCCUCGCACUUGGGGACUUCAUUCCGAGUUGGAGCCGAAAGUCGGGCUGGUAGAACACAUGCCUGAAGCGAGAAAAUCUGGAGAUUCGAUCAGUAUAAUAUAUAUGACUUAUAAAAAGUACAUCAAGGUACAGUUUCUAGUGGUGGUGGACAUAACACGAAAAAUGGAUCCGGAAGGACAUACACGUAAGCACCCCACGGCUACAGAACCAAAAAUUGCAGUGGUGGGUAGCGGAUCAUCAGGGUUGUUUGCCGCCCUUGUUCUUGCGGAAUUUGGUGCAAAAGGAGAAAUAAGUAUACAGCAUUUUUAUUUUCCUACAAACCCUAAUGUUUAAUCUUAUUCGUUGCUUUCAUUUUGUUGAUUUAUUCUGAUGGUAAAAAAUAAAGUGUUGUGUUAAAAA